AUGCCUCGUGGACUUAACGCCGCGCGCAAGCUGCGCCUUCACCGCAAGGACCAGAAGUGGUCUGACCUCAGCUACAAGAAGCGUGCCCUGGGUACCGCCUUCAAGUCCUCCCCCUUCGGUGGUUCCUCCCACGCCAAGGGCAUCGUCCUCGAGAAGGUCGGUGUCGAGGCCAAGCAGCCCAACUCCGCUAUCCGAAAGUGCGUUCGUGUUCAGUUGAUCAAGAACGGCAAGAAGGUCACUGCUUUCGUCCCCAACGACGGUUGCUUGAACUUCGUUGACGAGAACGACGAGGUCCUCCUGGCUGGUUUCGGUCGCAAGGGCAAGGCCAAGGGUGAUAUUCCCGGUGUCCGUUUCAAGGUCGUCAAGGUUUCCGGUGUCGGUCUGCUCGCCCUGUGGAAGGAGAAGAAGGAGAAGCCCAGAUCUUAA
Messenger RNA from Colletotrichum karsti, 426 nucleotides. Its product is annotated as putative ribosomal protein S12. Gene Ontology annotation, cellular component: cytosolic small ribosomal subunit; ribosome. Gene Ontology annotation, biological process: translation. Gene Ontology annotation, molecular function: structural constituent of ribosome. Lineage: Eukaryota; Fungi; Ascomycota; Sordariomycetes; Glomerellales; Glomerellaceae. Bases 1 to 426 code for a protein of 141 amino acids. The transcript has 2 exons. The record is from RefSeq and is a predicted model, not a curated record.